Messenger RNA from Scheffersomyces coipomensis, 1653 nucleotides. RefSeq lists its product as uncharacterized. The record is from RefSeq and is a predicted model, not a curated record. Lineage: Eukaryota; Fungi; Ascomycota; Pichiomycetes; Serinales; Debaryomycetaceae. Gene Ontology annotation, molecular function: catalytic activity. Bases 1 to 1653 code for a protein of 550 amino acids. The transcript has a single exon.
AUGACUAUUACUUAUUCGCAAUUAGAAGAAACUAAACGGAUAUUUUCCGAUUUACUUGAAUCUAAUAUCCUUCCUGAUGAUAUUGCAGCUUUAGGUUCAGAAGUUAAGUUUUAUAAUGAAUCUAAUCAAUUAACUGUUCCAUGUCCAUUAAAACAAACUGAAUUAAUUUCCGCUUUAAAAGGUAUUGAAUCCGUCCUUGCUUUAAAAUUAAGUAAAAUCAGAUUUGAAAGUUCCAAUACUGCCAAAAUUGAUCUUCAACAUGCUUUACUUUUCCUUUUCCUGACUUAUUGUUCAUCGGUAAAUGGUUAUUUCAAAGGUGAUAAGAAAGAAGUGGCCAAAUAUCUUAAAAAGACUGAUUUAAAUGAAGCUCAAUCUGAUCCAUAUCGUAGAAUGUCAGCUAAUUUAUAUCGUACUAAGGAUAAUCGUUAUUAUCAUAUUCAUGGUUCAUUAGAUGCUACUACUACUUUAAAAAUGAUCGGUAUGCCAGCGUUUGUAUCUGGAUUAACUGAUUAUGAUGAAAUUGUUGAAAAAUAUCAAACUAGACUUGAUCAAUUUACUUGUGAUGAAUUAGAGACUUUAAAUGUUAAACAUAAACAAGCUGGGAUUGAAGCUCUUAAACGUGAAGAUUUCUUAAAUACUCCUCAUGGUAAAACUAUUAAUUCUAAACCAAUUUUUGAAAUUCAUGAUUUAGAAACUGAAACCCCUCCAGUUCCAUUCACAAACAUUGGUGAAGGUGAAAAACCUCAAAUUCUUGCUGGGAUAAAAGUUCUUGAAUUAUGUAGAAUCAUUGCUGGUCCAACCAUUGGUAAGAUUCUUGCUGAAUAUGGUGCUACUGUUAUUAAAGUUACUUCUGAUGAUACUUUACCUGAUGUACCAUUUUUCCAAAUUGAUGGUAAUAUGGGUAAACAUACUACCAAUCUUAAUCUUAAAGAAAGUGGAGAUAGAGCUAAAUUUGAAGCAUUACUUGCUGAUGCUGAUAUUGUUCUUGAUGGUUAUAGAACUGGAGUUAUUGAAAAAUUAGGUUAUGGACCAUCAAAAGUAACUGAAUUAGCUAAAAAGAGAGGAAAAGGAUAUAUUUAUGCUUCUGAAAAUUGUUUUGGAUUUAGUGGUGAAUGGCUGAAUCGUCCAGGAUGGCAACAAAUUGCUGAUUGUGUAAGUGGGGUAGCAUGGAUUCAAGGUCAAGCACUUGGAAAAAAUGAACCAAUGAUUCCUCCAUUUCCAAUGAGUGAUUAUGGUACGGGAUGUAUUGUUGCCAUUUCAGUUUUACUUGCCUUAUAUAAAAGAAAUACCAUUGGAGGAAGUUAUUGGUGUAAUUCAAGUUUAGUUCAAUAUGAUUUAUUAUUAAUGAAUCAAGGAAUAUAUCCUAGUGAAGUUUGGGAACCAAAUGUGAUUAAGAAUCCUGUAUUUGAUCCAUUUAGAAAAUUAAGUUAUUAUGAUUCUGUGGAUGCUAUAUCAGGAGGAGCUCUUGCUAUCUUCAAACAAUUGAAUCCCGAAGCAUUACAAAAUGAAGAUUAUUUUACAUCAUUAUACUCUGAAGGGUUUGGAGGGAUGAUUAAAGUAUUAAAACCAGUAGUUGAAUAUAGUGGAGAUUUAGAAGUGGGAUAUAAAUGUUCUAGUAGACCUAAUGGAUCUGAUGCACCAGAAUGGUGGUGA